Melitaea cinxia (Glanville fritillary) is the source of this 1572-nucleotide messenger RNA. RefSeq names its product putative fatty acyl-CoA reductase CG5065. Gene Ontology annotation, molecular function: alcohol-forming very long-chain fatty acyl-CoA reductase (NADP+) activity. Bases 1 to 1572 code for a protein of 523 amino acids. Gene Ontology annotation, cellular component: peroxisome. Lineage: Eukaryota; Metazoa; Arthropoda; Insecta; Lepidoptera; Nymphalidae. The transcript is spliced from 11 exons. The record is from RefSeq and is a predicted model, not a curated record. Gene Ontology annotation, biological process: long-chain fatty-acyl-CoA metabolic process.
AUGGCGUCUUGCCUUGGCGGCCAUUUUGGAAGCCAGGACUAUGUGCCGGUCGCUGAGUUUUACGCGGACAAAUCGGUUUUUGUCACUGGUGGUACGGGUUUCAUGGGAAAGGUGCUAGUUGAAAAAUUGCUGCGGAGUUGUCCAAAAAUCAAGAAAAUCUAUUUACUCAUGAGGCCGAAGAGGGGUCAGGAUGUCGCGUCACGUCUUACUGAACUCACACAAUCACCUUUAUUCGAGACACUAAGGAAAGAACGGCCUCAAGAACUGAACAAGAUCGUACCAAUAGUGGGUGAUAUCACAGAACCAGAGUUAGGCAUCAGUCCAGCGGACCAAGCGAUGUUAUGUCAGAAGGUGUCAGUGGUGUUCCAUUCGGCGGCGACGGUAAAGUUUGACGAAAAGCUAAAACUGUCGGUGACUAUCAACAUGCUGGGAACCCAGCAGUUAGUCCAGUUGUGUCAUCGUAUGCUUGGACUAGAGGCCCUAGUCCACGUGUCGACUGCGUAUUGCAACUGCGAGAGGGAGAGAGUCGAAGAGACGGUGUACGCUCCGCCCGCGCACCCGGAGCACGUCGUCACGCUGGUGCAGACGCUGCCCGACGACCUCGUGGAUAGGAUCACACCGGACUUAGUAGGGGACAGACCAAACACGUACACUUUCACGAAGGCGUUAGCUGAGGAUAUGCUGAUAAAGGAAUGUGGCAACCUUCCCGUCGCGAUCGUCAGACCGUCAAUCGUACUGUCGUCUCUCCGGGAACCGGUCAAAGGCUGGGUGGACAAUUGGAACGGUCCCAAUGGCAUCAUAGCCGCUGUCGGCAAGGGUAUUUUUCGUACUAUGCUUGGAAAUGGAGAACGGGUCGCGGAUUUGGUGCCAGUCGAUACCGUCAUUAAUUUGAUGAUCGUAUGCGCUUGGCGGACUCAUUUAAGACGAGGCGAUGGUGUGGUUGUCUACAACUGCUGCACGGGUCAGCAGAAUCCCAUCACGUGGCAGCGCUUCGUCAAAACUAGUUUCAAGUAUAUGAGAAAACAUCCCUUCAGCUCGGUGGUGUGGUACCCGGGCGGCGACAUCACCGCCAGCCGCGCGGCGCACGGGGCGCGCGCGCUGCUGCAGCACCGCGCGCCCGCCGCGCUCGCCGACCUGGCGGCGCGCGCGGCCGGCGCCCAGCCCGUGAUGAUGCGUGUUCAAAACAAGUUGGAGAAAGCUUCAGCGUGUCUAGAAUACUUCACGACCCGUCAAUGGGCCUUCGCAGAUGACAACGUGAAGGCCCUUUGUUCUGCUCUUUCCCCCGAGGACCAGAACACCUUCGACUUUGACGUCACUAAUAUAGACUGGGACGCUUACAUUGAGUCCUACGUCUUAGGAAUAAGAAGGUUCCUCUUCAAAGAGAGUCCAGAUACACUACCUAAGUCAAGAAAAACACUACGUCGGUUACACAUAGUGCACAUUCUGACUCAAGUGGCCGCCGUGUUUUUCCUGUGGAGAUUUUUGUUCAGCCGUUCCAACGCACUUCGAAGUAUUUGGCGCCGAAUCCUUGACUUUCUAACGCGAGCCGCAAGACUUCUGGCCAUCGCUUGA